CACCCCUAAACCCCACCCCACCCCGCGCGCUACAGGGCCGCUUUAAAGUGGAAUCCGCGGAUGAGCAGCCACUCUCCAGCCAUGGAGGAGCUCACGGCGUUCGUGUCCAAGUCCUUCGACCAGAAAGCCAAGGAGAGCAGCAAGGAGAGCAUCACGUACCGGGAGGUGCUGGAGAGCGGCUUGACCAGGGCCAGGGAGCUGGGCAACUCGGAGAGCAACCUGCAGGACAUUACUGAGGCCAGCAACCACUGCCCGGUGCAUCUGUUCAAGGAGCACGUCGAGCUGGAGAAGGAGAAGCUGAAGGAGUUCAGCGCGGCGAGAGCAGCUGAGGGGAUUUAUGAAUGUAAAGAGAAGAAGGAGGAUGUGAAGUCAGAGGACGAGGACGCGCAGGGGAAACUGAAGCAGAGACGGAGCAGGACGAAUUUUACUCUGGAGCAGCUGAACGAGCUGGAGCGGCUGUUCGAUGAGACGCACUACCCGGACGCGUUCAUGAGGGAAGAGCUGAGCCAGAGACUGGGACUGUCUGAGGCCAGAGUGCAGGUUUGGUUUCAGAACAGAAGAGCAAAAUGCAGAAAGCAGGAGAAUCAGAUGCACAAAGGGGUGAUCCUGGGCUCGGCCAGCCAUCUGGACGCGUGUAGAGUCGCUCCGUACGUGAACAUGGGCGCUCUGAGGAUGCCCUUCCAACAGGUCCAGGCCCAGCUCCAGCUUGAGGGGGUGACCCACUCGCACCCUCACCUGCACCCCCACCUGGCGGCACACGCUCCCUACCUGAUGUUCCCUCCCCCGCCCUUUGGACUGCCCAUUGCCUCACUGGCGGACUCGGCCUCCGCGGCGGCGGCUGCGGCGGCGGCUGCCAAGAGCAACAGCAAGAACUCCAGCAUCGCUGACCUGCGACUCAAGGCAAGAAAACACACGGAGGCGCUGGGACUCUGACCCCCAUGGGCUUCUCCACAGCUCUGAACUGAUAAUUGCUUCUCACACAAGACUGCGCCUGUGAAAAAAGGCCACGACACUCACAGUUAAAAACGAAAACAAAACACAACUACAGAGAGAGGAGAAUGUACUGAGAAAAGAGAGAGAGAGAGAGAGAGAGAGAGAGAGAGAAUGAGAGAAAGAGAGAAGGGGGGGAUAAAGAGACGGUGUAAAAAAAAAGAAAUUGUCACAAAAAACCAGCUGCCAAAACAAACCACUUAUAGAGAAAGGUAAUUAAAUACCAAUGAAAUCACCUUUUACUUUUCGCCCAACAGGCAGGACUGCUUGGAGGCCACUGGCUCAGCCCCUUCCAGGCACAGAUCACAGCCCCAGGACCGUACAAAAAUGUCUGGAUGUCUGUCUGAAAACCAGCGGUUAGCAGCGGAGACUUUUAGCAAAAAAGAAAAAAAGAGCAGACUCAGAGUGGCUGAGGAAGGCUAGAGGUUGAACAGUGCUCUCAGAGUGGGGUUGUUUUUUUUAAACGGACAGACACUCAAAAGUUGGGACUCUCAACCUCACCGAGAAACAGCCACACUCGCCUCCAACCACUGUGUUCAUUUGUCUGUGCCGCUGCCGAGUGCAUGCGUUCAAACGAAGGAUAGCUCUACCGGGGCUGGCCUCCAUUGUAACUGACAUUCACCAUGUUGAUCACUGCCAUGACAACCUCCCACUAUAAUCUGCACCUAGAGUCGAUAUAUAGUUUUUGAUUUUUCGCACCUUGGACACAGAUGGAAAGCAGCAUUUACAACAAGGGUACAAUCAUCAGUUUU
Messenger RNA from Colossoma macropomum (tambaqui), 1742 nucleotides. RefSeq names its product short stature homeobox (gene shox). Gene Ontology annotation, biological process: regulation of transcription by RNA polymerase II. Gene Ontology annotation, cellular component: nucleus. The record is from RefSeq and is a predicted model, not a curated record. Gene Ontology annotation, molecular function: sequence-specific double-stranded DNA binding; DNA-binding transcription factor activity, RNA polymerase II-specific. Lineage: Eukaryota; Metazoa; Chordata; Actinopteri; Characiformes; Serrasalmidae. The transcript is spliced from 5 exons. The coding region runs from base 61 to 933 and encodes 290 amino acids.